Homalodisca vitripennis (glassy-winged sharpshooter) is the source of this 693-nucleotide messenger RNA. RefSeq lists its product as uncharacterized. The transcript has a single exon. NCBI's taxonomy places the organism in Eukaryota, Metazoa, Arthropoda, Insecta, Hemiptera, Cicadellidae. Bases 1 to 693 code for a protein of 230 amino acids. The record is from RefSeq and is a predicted model, not a curated record.
AUGACAUUCAAUCGUGGCAAGAGCUGUCGUCAUUUCAACUACAGUAUCAAUGGCAAGCAGCUUGAAAGAGUGUUCAGGAUGCGUGAUCUUGGUGUUAUUCUAAACUCUUCCCUAAGUUACAAUGACCAUAUUUUGAACGUCUCUUCUAGAGCCAAUGCUCUCAUCGGUUUCAUUGUAAGAUCUACUAGAGACUUUAGAUCCCCAAUCACCAUGGUCAAUCUAUACAAGACCCUAGUACGCCCUGUUUUGGAAUACGGUUCUGUAAUUUGGUCACCCUAUCAAAUUGGACACAAUGAGAUGCUGAACAGGGUUCAGGUACGUUUUGUGCGUCUCCUCGGAAUACGACUUGGAUAUACCUUUCUGGGCACUCCAGUGGCUGAAGUGGAGAACAUGUUUGGCUUGCAGUCCCUCUCUCUCCGAAAGAAGUUCCUCGACGUUGUGUUUUUGAACAAAAUCGUGAGUGGUGUGCUGGAUUGCCCGGUCAUCUUAAGCUACAUCGACAUCUCCAUCCCAAUAGGUACUAGAUCGAAGACAAUCUUCCAGAGAAAAUCCAUGCUCUCAUACUAUGCGUAUAACUCGUCAGUCCAAAGACUCCUCCGCUGUGGCAGUGACGUUGCUCCACUGAUUGAAUUCUUCAUGAGGCCAACUGGAUUUAGAAAUGAUCUGUUUCAAAUUAUUUAUAAGAAAUCCUAG